Molecule: messenger RNA, 3305 nt
Organism: Propithecus coquereli (Coquerel's sifaka)
Lineage: Eukaryota; Metazoa; Chordata; Mammalia; Primates; Indriidae
Gene: ZNF598
Product: zinc finger protein 598
Exons: 12
Coding region: 41-2728 (895 amino acids)
Biological process (GO): protein ubiquitination; rescue of stalled cytosolic ribosome
Molecular function (GO): ubiquitin protein ligase activity; ribosome binding
Source: RefSeq, a predicted model, not a curated record
GCCGCGCCGCGCCGGCCGGGAGGGGGCCGGAGCCGGGACCAUGGCGGCGGCGGCGGCGGCGGGCGCCGAGGGGCGGCGCGCGGCGCUGGAGGCGGCGGCGGCGCCCGAGCGGGGCGGCGGGAGCUGCGUGCUGUGCUGCGGCGACCUGGAGGCCACGGCGCUGGGCCGCUGCGACCACCCGGUGUGCUACCGCUGCUCCACCAAGAUGCGGGUGCUAUGCGAGCAGCGUUACUGCGCCGUGUGCCGGGAGGAGCUGCGCCAGGUGGUCUUUGGGAAGAAGCUUCCUGCCUUCGCCACGAUCCCCAUCCACCAGCUGCAGCACGAGAAAAAGUACGACAUCUACUUUGCAGACGGAAAAGUGUUUGCCUUGUACAGGCAGCUGCUGCAGCAUGAGUGCCCACGGUGCCCCGAGCUGCCACCCUUCAGCCUCUUCGGGGACCUGGAGCAGCACAUGCGGAAGCAGCACGAGCUCUUCUGCUGCCGGCUGUGCCUCCAACACCUGCAGAUCUUCACGUACGAGCGCAAGUGGUACUCGCGCAAGGACCUGGCUCGCCACCGCAUGCAGGGGGACCCUGACGACACGUCGCACCGUGGGCACCCCCUCUGCAAGUUUUGUGACGAGCGCUACCUAGACAACGACGAGCUGCUCAAGCACCUGCGCCGCGACCACUACUUCUGCCACUUCUGCGACGCAGACGGGGCCCAGGACUACUACAGCGACUACGCGUACCUGCGAGAGCACUUCCGGGAGAAGCACUUCCUGUGUGAGGAGGGCCGCUGCAGCACGGAGCAGUUCACCCACGCCUUCCGCACCGAGAUCGACCUCAAGGCUCACAAGACGGCCUGCCACAGCCGGAGCCGCGCCGAGGCCCGCCAGAACCGCCAGAUCGACCUGCAGUUCAGCUACGCGCCUCGGCACUCACGCCGGAACGAGGGGGUGGUCGGAGGCGAGGACUAUGAGGAGGUGGACAGGUACAGCCGUGCGAGCCGGGCUGGCACGCGCGGAGCCCAGCAGAGCCGCCGAGGAAGCUGGAGGUAUAAGAGGGAAGAAGAGGACCGAGAAGUGGCAGCUGCUGUCCGGGCCUCGGUGGCCGCACAGCAACAGGAGGAGACGCGAAGGAGCGAGGACCGGGAGGAGGUCAGCAGGCCCAAGAAGGAGGAGGCAGCUGCUAGGGGGCCUGAGGAGCCCCGUGUUCCUCGGCGUGUGGCCCGGGCUCAGGGCGAAGGCCCAGGUGCCAAGGAAAUCUCAACAAACGGUCCUAUAGGCCAAGAGACCUUCCCAGCGAUGGGCCCAGUGACAGGGGCUGCCCCCCUGAGUGCCCUCCCGCCGUCCACCCCCAAGCUCAAGGACGAAGACUUCCCCAGCCUCUCCGCCUCCACUUCCUCCUUCUCCACAGUGGCAGCCCCGGGCCCUGUGGGGCUGGCACUGGUGUACCCUGUUCCUGCCAGAGGCAGGGGCAGGAACACCUUCCAGGAGGAGGACUUUCCUGCCCUGGUGUCCUCAGCAUCCAAGCCCAGCACUGCCCCCACCAGCCUCAUCUCUGCCUGGAACAGCAGCUGCAGCAAGAAGGUGGCACAGCCCACCCCAGCGGCCCAGGCUGCCAGUGGGGGCAGCCAGCCCACCAGGAAGGCUGGGAAGGGGAGCAGGGGCAAGAGGGGUGGCCCACCCCCCAUGGAGGAGGAGGAGGGUGUGCAGGAGCUGCGGAGCGCACGUUCCACAGUCUCUGCCUCCUCCCCAUUGGGGCCGGCGUCUGCCCAGACCUCCAAGGUCAGCAGAAAGAAGAAGGUGGGCACCGAAAAGCCCAGUGCCACGUUACCCCAGCCACUGCCCUCCAGCUGCCCUGUAAAACCCCUUGGGGCUGAACAGGCCCCCGAAGCUCCCACCAGCAGAGGCGAAGGGCCAGUUGCUAUCAUCAACGGACACGCAGAGGGCCCAGCCUCGGCACGGAAUGCCCCCAAGGAACCCCCUGGGCUCCCAAGGCCCCUGGGGCCCCUCCCUUGCCCCACACCCCAGGAAGACUUCCCAGCACUCGGCGGCCCCUGCCCACCCCGGAUGCCUCCUCCCCCAGGCUUCAACGCUGUGGUGCUCCUGAAGGGCACAGCACCCCCACCCCCGCCAGGGUUGGUGCCCCCCGUCAGCAAGCCACCCCCCGGCUUCUCUGGCCUCCUGCCCAGCCCCCACCCGGCCUGCGUCCCCAGCCCCACCACCAUCACCACGAAAGCGCCCAGGCUGCCGUCCAUGCCACGGACCUACCUGGUCCCCGAGAACUUCCGGGAGAGGAACCUGCAGCUCAUCCAGUCCAUCAGGGACUUCCUGCAGAGCGACGAGGCCCGCUUCAGCGAGUUCAAGAGCCACUCGGGGGAGUUCAGACAGGGCAUGAUCUCUGCUGCCCAGUACUACAAGAGUUGCCGGGACCUGCUCGGGGAGAACUUCCAGAAGAUCUUUAACGAGCUGCUGGUGCUGCUGCCCGACACGGCCAAGCAGCAGGAGCUGCUGUCUGCGCAUGCCAACUUCCACAGCCGGGAGAAGCCUCCCGGCGCCAAGUCCAGGAAGAAUAAGAAGAGCGCAUGGCAGACUGACACCCGGCCGGCAGGCCUGGAUUGCUGCGUGUGCCCCACCUGCCAGCAGGUCCUUGCUCAUGGCGACAUCAGCAGCCACCAGGCACUGCACGCUGCCCGGGACGAUGACUUCCCCUCCCUGCAAGCCAUUGCCAGGAUCAUCGCGUAGCCCCCACCAGUGAGGGCAGGAGCCGUCACACCCGUGAGCAUCCUUUCUCCUUCCUUCCUCCUGGCUGCCAUGUGGCCAGGUAAGGCCCUGGUGAGGCCGCUUGCUCAUCCUCUCGGGUGGCCAGGCCCACCAGAGAGUCGCUAGGAAGGUCCACCCUGCCUGUCAGCACGCUGUCACGCAAAGUUCCAUCCCCUGCGUCAGGAGUGGUCUUGGUUUAUAUUCUCCUGCUUUUGGAAGGCGCCAGGGGAGGGAAGGGCUGGGGUGCGGAGACCUGUCCCUGCCGUCAAAGCCAGAGGCCACAGCGGCCUGCUCUGGGCCCUCUGGAAGCGGAAGGCUGCGGCACCUGCAGCCACAGACCUGAAAGUUGUGGCUCCGCUGGUGCUGGAGUCCAGUGUCACAUGUGUUGUGUAAACAGUUGGCUGUUUCGUGAUUCAAGAAUGUUCAGGAUUAAAAGCAGACACGAAAUUGUGCUACUUGAAGUUGAAUCUUUUUAUGAGACAAGCUGAAUCUGGGAUCUCAAAUUGCCUCUGGCCUUUUAUAAGACAGUUUAUCUUCAAAUAAAUUUAUUUUGCAAUAC